CGGCAGCGCUGGUUCCGUGGGAGCAUCACGGUGGUUUCUGAGGCCAGGGGAUACUGGGGGACCUGCGGAGGGUCCCGGCCGGUGGCUCCAGUCGCCCGAGCAAAGUUUCGAACCUGAGGCCGAGGCCGGAGCCGGCGGCCAAGGAUGACCACGCUCACGCGCCAAGACCUCAACUUUGGCCAAGUGGUGGCCGACGUGCUCUCCGAGUUCCUGGAGGUGGCCGUGCACCUGAUCCUCUAUGUGCGCGAGGUCUACCCAGUGGGCAUCUUCCAGAAGCGCAAGAAGUACAACGUGCCGGUUCAGAUGUCCUGUCACCCGGAGCUGAACCAGUACAUCCAGGACACGCUUCACUGCGUCAAACCACUCCUGGAGAAGAACGAUGUGGAGAAGGUAGUGGUGGUGAUUUUGGAUAAGGAACACCGUCCAGUGGAGAAGUUUGUCUUUGAGAUCACUCAGCCGCCCUUGCUGUCCAUCAGCUCAGACUCCCUACUGUCUCACGUGGAGCAGCUGCUGCGAGCCUUCAUCCUGAAGAUCAGUGUGUGUGACGCUGUCCUGGACCACAACCCUCCAGGCUGCACAUUCACAGUCCUUGUGCACACAAGAGAAGCUGCCACUCGAAACAUGGAGAAGAUACAGGUCAUCAAGGACUUCCCGUGGAUCCUGGCAGAUGAACAGGAUGUCCACAUGCAUGACCCCCGGCUGAUACCCCUAAAAACCAUGACGUCGGACAUUUUAAAGAUGCAGCUCUACGUGGAAGAGCGAGCUCAUAAAAACAGCUGAGGGCGUGCCCGCCACCUGGUGCCCAGCUGUCCCACUCUGGGGCCCCAGCCCAGGGCGGUGCUGCAGGGCCCCCGACUCCAAGUGCUCUUAUCGCCUUGACAUGUGGCCGCCCCUCUGGUUGGGCUGCUCAGUCCUGCUUGCCUCGGUGAGGCAGCCUUCCCAGGAGGCCAGGGAAGAAUGCCUGGACAGACACCCUUUCUCAGCAGCCUCCUGGGGCUCAGCCGGCCACCGCUGUCCAUCUGAAUACUGUGCUGUGAGUUAUCGUUAAUAAAGGGGCCCCAAAGGGC
Peromyscus maniculatus bairdii (prairie deer mouse) is the source of this 1067-nucleotide messenger RNA. RefSeq names its product mitotic arrest deficient 2 like 2 (gene Mad2l2). The record is from RefSeq and is a predicted model, not a curated record. Gene Ontology annotation, cellular component: zeta DNA polymerase complex. Lineage: Eukaryota; Metazoa; Chordata; Mammalia; Rodentia; Cricetidae.